Rubroshorea leprosula is the source of this 922-nucleotide messenger RNA. Lineage: Eukaryota; Viridiplantae; Streptophyta; Magnoliopsida; Malvales; Dipterocarpaceae. The record is from the annotation of a GenBank genome assembly.
GUUGUUUGGACUUUGGAGGAGAUCAACCCACAGAUGCCCCUAUUUUUUUUUUGUCUCUCCACAGGCGACAGACACUCGCCCUUCAUUCUGAAGAUCCUUUUCCAAUUUGGUCUAUUCUUUUGUUGCUACAGAACUUUUUCCUCCUUUGUCCAUUUGCUCGGUUGUUCCAUCGUUAUCGUGGCAACUUGGCUUAUGUUUGAAAAUUCAUGUGAAGUUGGAGUCUUUUCCAAGCUGACAAAUGCUUAUUGCUUGGUUGCGAUUGGUGGGUCAGAAAACUUCCACAGUGUUUUGAUGCAGAGUUGGCAGAUGCCAUUCCAGUGUGUUUACAUUUUAGAUAUGCUGCCUACUUUUCUUGAUUUUACUAAUUCUUUUGUUUUGGCAGGAAAUAAAAAUGCCCUACUUGUGCUCCACACCACAACAGACCAAGAACUUCACCACUUGCGGAAUAGUCUACCAGACCAAGUUGUUGUUCAGCGCAUGGAGGAGAUGCUAUCUACUCUUGGAAACUGCAUAGCAUGCAAUGACCAUGUUGCUCUUACUCACACUGAUCUAGACAGGUGUUCAGGCAGACAAUUGCCGGUAACACCCUUGUUCACCCUCACACAUCCAUUGAAGACUUGGAUGAGACCUUGGUUGCUGGCACUGUCAACCGUUGCAGUGAAGUCAGCUGCUGGAAUGACUAUGAAUGACUGGACUGCAUUCUGCGGCUCAGACACUACAGCAACUGAGCUCUCAGUCAUUAAGAGUGUGUUCAAACUGCUGGAAGCACAGCCAAAUCGAUGAGAUGAGGAAAUCAUUGAUUAACACUUCUGUUUGAGUUCUCUCAGUUGUCCCAAUACUACAAUAUUUCCUCUUGAAAAUUGUAUUAUGUUUCCUAAAUUUCAUAAAUUCCAGUAGCCAAGUAUAAAUAUUUUCCACAAUA